AAGCGUUACAAGGGUCUCAAGCGUUGCGAGGGUUUCAAGCAUUGCAAGGGUUUCAAGUAUUGUAAGGGUUUCAAGCGUUGCAAGGGUUUCAAGUGUUGCGAGGGUUGCAAGAGUUAUAAGGGUUUCAAGUGUUGUGAGGGUUCCAAGAGUUAUAAGGGUUUCAAGUGUUGUGAGGGUUUCAAGCGUUGCAAGGGUUCCAAGUGUUGCAGGGGUUUCAAGCGUUGCGAGGGUUUCAAGCAUUGCAAGGGUUUCAAGUGUUGCAAGGGUUUCAAGCGUUGCAAGGGUUUCAAGUGUUGCAAGGGUUUCAUGCGUUGCAAGGGUUCCAAGUGUUGCAGGGGUUUCAAGCGUUGCGAGGGUUUCAAGUGCUGCAAGGGUUUAGAGUGUUGCAAGGGUUUCAAGCUUUGCGAAGGUUUCAAGUGUUGCAAGAGUUUCAAGCGUUGCAAGGGUUCCAAGUGUUGUAAGGGUCUUAAGCGUUGCGAAGGUUUCAAGUGUUGCAAGAGUUUCAAGUGUUGUAAGGGUUUCAAGCAUUGCAAGGGGUUUCAAGUGUUGCAAGAGUUUCAAGUGUUGCAAGAGUUUCAAGCGUUGCAAGGGUUCCAAGUGUUGUAAGGGUUUCAAGCAUUGCAAGGGGUUUCAAGUGUUGCAAGAGUUUCAAGUGUUGCAAGAGUUUCAAGUGUUGCAAGAGUUUCAAGCGUUGCAAGGGUUCCAAGUGUUGUAAGGGUUUCAAGCAUUGCAAGGGGUUUCAAGUGUUGCAAGAGUUUCAAGUGUUGCAAGGGUUUCAAGCGUUGCAAGGGUUCCAAGUGUUGUAAGGGU
Porites evermanni is the source of this 810-nucleotide messenger RNA. The record is from the annotation of a GenBank genome assembly. Lineage: Eukaryota; Metazoa; Cnidaria; Anthozoa; Scleractinia; Poritidae.